UACUUUCAAUUUCACAUUCUAAAAAUAGGUUUCGGUACUCCAAGGAAAAUAAGUGAUUACAAAGUAACAAAGUGGAAUUUAGAUAAAAUAAUUGAUAUUUGCAUAGUCUGAAACCAUAAAGAAAAUAUAGAGAAAUGAUAAGAUUGCUUGCGAUUCUAUGGAAAGUAGCUUUAAAUAAAUCCACCACAUAGGAGGAACCCAAGAAUGACAUUGUUAUUUAAAAUAACUGUAAAAGCCCACGUGACUGUUCUAAAUAUAUUUCCAGCGUAUCAAAUAUUACAUAAUUGUGUUCAUGACUUGGGAAUAAAGGCAAAUAUGUCUCGGGAACUAAAGUUCCAGCUUGGUAAUCUUCAAAAACCACAGUGGUUCAUUCGUUUCAGCGCCAAUGGUAUAGCUGUGAAUGAAAACGUAUUGAAUGAACUGAGGCGUUUGGAAAGUCAUAUUGUUGUUUUCACAGUAACAGGCUCUCUAAGAACGGGGAAGUCGUGGAUACUCAACCAACUCGCAGAGUGUGGUGUAGAGAACGGUUUCGGCGUGGCUGAUGGACAGACAGCGGUUACAAGUGGUAUUUGGAUAUUGUGCCGGGAGCAUCCCAUUUUAAAGUGUGUAGUGGUCUUCCUGGAUACAGAAGGAUUGCAUGAUCCUUUUAAGACCAAUACAGAGCAAGAAGAUAACCGCCUAUCGACUUUGUCCUUCUUACUGUCAGAUAAGUUCAUUUUUAACGCCAAAGACAAGUUUGACAACAACGAUUUAGGAAAAAUAGGUUUUAUCGCAAUGAUUUCGAAGAAGCUACAACAAAGAGAAGCACAAGAAUCAUUUCCAGAGUUCAUUUUACUUCUACGAGAUGUUGCCAGAGUUAAAGUCAAUGGUAAAGUGGUGGAGCCCAAAGAGUAUCUAGAAAAUAUCUUGGAAUCUGCUGGACACGAUGACUGCCGAUUUUCUCCAAAAUGGUGCAUCCGAGAGUACUGUAAGAAGAGAGCAUGCUUCACUUUGACAUUACCGACAGAAUUCGAAGACCUGGCGAAAUUGGGUGAAACUGAUCAUCCAGAGCUAAAAGCUCGCUUUUUGGAAGACAAGGAGAAGUUUAAAAACCACUUGUUCAGAAACUCAGACAUUAAGCGACUGAAUAAUGGCUCACCAUGCACAACCAGUGCAUUCUGUGUGUACGCACGUGCAUUAGUAGCGACUGUGGAAGAAGGUGCGAUACCACAUGUAAGUUCUCUUCAACACCGUAUAGCGGAAGAAGAAAACCAACGUGUUUGGAAAGAAACAACGGAACUUUUUAGAAAUUCUAUCAGAGACGACGAAAAAACUAAUUUGUAUGGAUCGCCCACGGAAAGAUUCAAAGUGCUACAAAAAGAAGGGAUUGAACGCAUCCAGAAUCAGAUGAUACCUAAAAGCCAGCAACAUAUGUCCGAAAUUGUUGAGGAGUUUAAGGUAUUUUCAGAGGAAGAGUAUAAGAAACUGUCUACAGAAAAAUGCCGUGAGUUUUAGACUUGCCACCUAGAAACAUGUUUCAACAUGAUAGAAGACAACUGCUACAUGGCUCCAAAUGCCAAAGAAAAGUUCGAAAGAGACGUUAGAAAGGUCAAAGAAAAAUACGACAAAAGGGAAAAUUUGGGC
Messenger RNA from Mercenaria mercenaria, 1623 nucleotides. RefSeq names its product guanylate-binding protein 1-like. NCBI's taxonomy places the organism in Eukaryota, Metazoa, Mollusca, Bivalvia, Venerida, Veneridae. The transcript has 7 exons. Gene Ontology annotation, molecular function: GTPase activity; GTP binding. The record is from RefSeq and is a predicted model, not a curated record. Bases 205 to 1494 code for a protein of 429 amino acids.